Molecule: messenger RNA, 832 nt
Organism: Onthophagus taurus
Lineage: Eukaryota; Metazoa; Arthropoda; Insecta; Coleoptera; Scarabaeidae
Product: chymotrypsin-2-like
Biological process (GO): proteolysis
Molecular function (GO): serine-type endopeptidase activity
Source: RefSeq, a predicted model, not a curated record
AUGUUACAACUUUCGUUUUACUUAUGUGUCUUAUCAUUACAAAGUGAAUUUGUUUGGAGUAAAAGCACAAGUAAAGAUGUUAAAAUAAUAGGAGGAAUCGAUGCAGAAAAUGGUCAAUUUCCGUAUCAAAUUUCUCUUAGAUAUAAUAAUCGUCAUUCUUGUGGUGGCUCUAUCAUAAAUUCACGUUGGAUUCUAACAGCAGCUCAUUGUAUCCAUAAUAACAUCCCAAAAAAUUAUACGGUCGUGGCAGGUACAAACUUAUUGGAAACAGGAGGAGAUGUGUAUACUUUAGAAAAAUUUGUUGAACACGAAAGAUAUAAUCCACAACUUCUCAAGAAUGAUAUAGCACUUUUAAAAACGAACGAAGAAAUUAUGUUUAACGAGAACGUUACUAUAAUGCGAUUACCCCCUGAAGAUACUCUUGAUGGAGGAUUAAAUUUUACAUUAUCUGGAUGGGGAUUAACAGCGAUGUACGGCCAACCACCCAAUAAAAUGCAAACAAUCGUUUUACAAUCAAUAACAAACCAGGAAUGUUACGCCAAAUAUUUUCACUUGGAACUAGUUGGAAUGUUAUCUUCUUCAAAUAUUUGUACUUUAAAUAAGGAAGGUGAAGGUGCCUGUUAUGGUGAUUCUGGAGGACCUCUAGUUUUCAAAGGUUAUCAAGUAGGAAUCGUUUCAUGGGCUAUUCCUUGCGCUAGAGGAAGACCCGAUGUUUUUACAAGAGUUUAUAGUUACAUGGACUGGAUUGAAAAUCACACAGCUAAUUCUUAUUAAAGAUUUGCUUCUUAUUUAAAGGUUAUAAAAAAAUCGAAUAAAAUAAUACUUUAAAUUU